AUGUUCAAGAUCUCUGUAACUCAUCCUCAGCUUGUUCACCUUACCUUCCAUGGCGGUUUGGCUUCUUACUCUAUGGCUUUCCAUGCUGAUGGCAGUACUCGCAAGACUGAUCAUAAUCUCAGCGUCGAUGUCAUCGGCAACUCAGACUACAAUGCUCUUGAACAAUGCUUCUUCGCCAUCAAGGGCCAAGCGAAGUUGACCCCCAAGUCAACCGAAAGGAUGGCUCCCAGCACAUCCUCGUCAACCCCUCUCGAGUGA
Molecule: messenger RNA, 258 nt
Organism: Fusarium tjaetaba
Lineage: Eukaryota; Fungi; Ascomycota; Sordariomycetes; Hypocreales; Nectriaceae
Exons: 2
Coding region: 1-258 (85 amino acids)
Source: RefSeq, a predicted model, not a curated record